GCGGGAGCCGGCGGGAGGGGGAGGGCGCUGCGGGGCUGCCUGGUGCGCGUCCGCCGCCGCGCUCCGUCUGCGCUGGGGACGCGCUUGAGGCGGCCGCGGCGGGUCUGUGUGAAGUCCCCCAUUCCCUCUGCCCAAAUCUCUUCCUCUGAAGCGGUCACCAGCGUGUGGAGCCUGCCCCACACCCAUCACCUGCCAAACCACGGCCUUUACCUGUGUCUUCCGGUGUUUCCCGUGCGACCCGUCCUGCGGGAGUGCCUCCUGGGCCACCCCAGAGUUCACACAGCGCUCAGUGGCUCCAAUGGUGAAGAUGACAAGGUCCAAGACUUUCCAGGCAUAUCUGCCUUCGUGCCACAGGACCUAUAGCUGCAUUCACUGCAGGGCUCAUCUUGCCAACCACGAUGAGCUCAUUUCCAAGUCCUUUCAAGGAAGCCAAGGACGAGCAUACCUCUUCAAUUCAGUAGUUAACGUGGGUUGUGGCCCUGCAGAGGAGCGGGUGUUACUAACGGGAUUACAUGCGGUUGCAGAUAUUUACUGUGAAAACUGCAAAACCACACUGGGUUGGAAAUAUGAACACGCUUUUGAAAGCAGCCAGAAGUAUAAAGAAGGCAAAUACAUCAUUGAACUAGCUCACAUGAUCAAGGAUAAUGGCUGGGAUUGAAUGGGAAGAGCCCAGCCCUACCAGCGUGUAAGAGAAUGCCAUCCAACCGAACAUUAUAUCCAAGAGUGAGAGAGUGACUGAACGCUUGGUUCCAUGCAUUUAGAGGCUCUGCAGUUUGGGAGCAUCUUCACACCCUUCUCCAUCUUUAUCGGUGACUGGCCUCUAAAUUUCUGUCUCUCUGUCUCUUUGCUUUGUAUCUGUUUGUGAGUUGACCCUGGCUGCUUCUCUCUCUGUUCUGGCGUUGGCUAAGAGAAUGCACCGAAUGCCCAACAGCCAUUCCAUGUUGACGAGUGCUUGAGUACAAACUGAAGUUGGCUCUGUGGUGGCAUUUUAUCAGAAGGUCUCGGUGCGAGAGGAAGACCCGAGUUUUGGGCAGGAGAAGGUGAUAGGGGGUGGGGAAUGGGCCCAAAGGGAAGUCGUCAGAAGUUGAAGCUGUACUUCUCCUUUAAGUCCUGGUUAACCAAGGCUUGAAACUAUCUACUUGUCUAAAUGGACAGAAAAAUACCUCACGGCUGCGUUCUCUCCAAGUGAUAAAACCGCUGCUCCGUCGGUGGAGCUUCAGUCUACGCUGGCUGAGCACAAGUCAUGAGCAGUUCCCCCCGCAAGCUGAUUGCAAAUCUGUGUUUUGUUUGCCAUUUAUGAACUUGUCUUCUUGGGGGGAGGAUGUGAAGGCUGGAGAGAUUCCCUGCCUCCCGUUUCUCUCGCUGGUUCAGGGUAGGUAGGCCAAACAUCCCAACAGAACACAGCUGUGGGGAGCGUCCUCACUGCUGGAGAAACCAAAUCCUGACGACCCUUCAGACAGGAGGAGAAAACCGCUUAAGGCACAAGGGGGCUGGAGCUGCAGCUUAGAAGGUAUGACGGGGGGAAAACCAGCAUGUGUUAGGCAAGAAAGAGGAAAUCACGUAGAGGAGGAUGGGGACAAACUUAGUAACACAGGGUACUUUUUGAUUUCCUGGCCUCCACUGAGCAUCCCUGGGGGUCUUUUACCAAUCCUUCAUGAGUGCAAGUAGGAAAAUGCUGUUACAGAAUCUGUAUCUUAAAUCCCAGGCCACAGCCAUCAGCUUCACUCUUGGAGCCUGGCAAAGAACUGGUGUGAGUGUGGGGAGAGGAGGGAGCAGAGGAGCCUGGUGGCUGUAGCGGUGUUGCACAGGUGGAUAUUUCAAGCCAUGAGGUAUCCUCCCCGAAACCUUCCUCCCUUUUCCCACUCCCAGAAGCCUGUUGCAGGCACAGUGGGAAUGGGAAAGAAAAAAAGAAAUUCAACCCCUGGAAUUGUCUAUGCCUUGGAAUUCAAAGGGAAGGGGUAAGUGUGGGCAUCACAACUGCAAGGGGCAAGUCCUUCCCAUUUUAAUGUUUUCAUUUUAAUUACCGUGGACCUUCCCGUGGUGGUCAGUGGGGAAGGAGCAGUGUGUGUGUGAGAGGGGAGCUGUGUUAGACAUAAAUGACAAUGUGAGGUUUGCUCUGCAACAGUCCAGCCAGUAUCUGGUGCAUAACUACAGCCUAUUUAACUGCGUUAGUUUUGUCUCUCCGAGUGAAUUUUCUUUUUGUUGGUGGAAUUUUUUCAAGUAGGUUAAUCCAUUGGGGGAAAUCUUUCUUAAUCCAGAAGGAAAGAGUAUUGUGCAGGGGUGUGUAACUCCUUAUGAAACUGAAGCUUUGGAGCUGUAAUCUGUUCCCACUUGCCCCCACCCCAGGAGACUCUCAGUUGGCUGGGGGCAGCAGGACGGAGGGCUGGUGCUGAGAAAGUAAUUUGCUGUUAAAUGAAGGGGAUGUGAGCAGAGAUGCUGCCUGGGGAUCAGGGUGCAACUUACGUGUUGGGUCUUUGUGCUGAAGCCCAAACCUGGUGGCCCAUCUAAGCAAAGACCAGUUUUUCUCUCAAACCACUUUCUUUCCAGCCUUGGAGAGAGAAGUGAGAUGGAAGCUGGCCAUGGCUCCUGCAGGGGAUGGGCUUUGCUCACUUUGUGGCUAGCCUGUUAGGAGGUGGCUUCUGCCUUCACCCUUUCUGCUGGGGCUGUGUAACAGUUGCUUCACCUUUUGUUUCUGAUGGUCUCUGCUUCCAUCAUCCACAUUGUCUUCAGUGAUAAAAAUCUAAUAGCAGUCAACACUUCUGCAGUACCCUCAAUCUUGUUGACUUUGGCACUGACCUGGUCCCAUUUUCCUCUCCUUUGGUUGGUGAUCCGGGACAAUCUAUUGGGGUCUGACUAAUGGGAAGUAAUUUGUGUUCUGUGAAGGUCUCUUCAGGUCUCCCCAGAUAAGCAGCCUUCAAACAGGUCUGGUUGGAGCUGGGAGAAGUAAGGGAUAACCCCAAAUCCUUAAGAUGAGGUUGAGAAGAACACACAGGGGCUCAGGGUUUUAUGCUGGUAUUUAGAUUGAUUUCGUAUAAAAAAGAGAUAUAAAAGGUAGGCCUGUCCAGAGGACUGCUCUGAGAAAGAACAGUUACUACAGAAAGGUACCAGAUGUAAAUGUUUUUAUCCAUAUAUGUGGGACAAGAAAGGAUGGGGAUCCAUCGGAGCAGGCUGGUUUUAACUGUUCAGAGGGGUUGCACUUCGGUGGCAACCAGUCUAAGCUUGAACGCAGCAAGAUCUUAAUCUGGUUUUAAUUAGUUUUGUCACAUCAGCAUCCACAGCUUCACACUUGCUGAGAAUCUGUCCUUAAGCCCUGAUAGGGGCUGUGUCUGUGAACAUCCCCAGUGCACUCAGAUACUUAUGGAUAGAGUGACUUUCAUACACUGUACAGGGAGAUAAGGAAAAACAGGCUUGUGAAGCUCAUUGGCUUCUCUACUGUGUGUCCAUUGAAUAUGAAGUACUUUUUAAUCCGCUGCUAACUCAUCUGUUACUUGCUGUAUUAAGACACAUGGCAGUAUUGGGAGCUGGUGACCAGACAGGAUGACGAGAUCUGUGUGCUGGUAGCUGCCACAGUCUGCGCGGGCUCAGGUGAUGACUGGUAGGGUGAUCUAUUCAGAGCAUAACCAAAGAACCUCAAGAACCUCGCUAUCUGCAUCCUUGUGGCCCUGUGGCUUGUCUGCAGCCUGUUUGUUACUAUCUGGGGUGGGCAAGGUGGGACCAUUGUUUCCAAGCUGGAGAUGUGGCCCCUGGAAACUGCCUCCUUGGGCAGGCAGUGCCUGAAUGGAGAGCACCAAGUGCCCAUGGUGCUGCUUCCCGUGGGUGGUAUCCUUGAGAACACACGAACAGCAGUGAGAUUUGCUUUUGUUUUAUGUCGCAGCCUCGUCUCUGGCAAGCUGCAUGGACCCUUGAGUUUACAUGACCCCAUCCACCCCAAAGCUCAGACUUGAGCAGGUGUUAAAUUGUUUUGCUGUGGUGGAUUACCUGGUGUGAAAUCCUGACCCCUGUAAUAAAUAUUCAGAUAAUAAUAUAUAAAAAGCAGGAAAAAAAGAACCAUUAUCUUGUGAAAUACACUCUUGUAAAUAAUAUUUAAUUUAAAAAAAAUAAUAUAUUUGGUGCUGUUUUCUCAGAGUCCCUCCCUGAGAGCACUUUUCUGUUGUUUAUAAAUGAUACUGUUUCCUUCUGUAUUUGUUGGAAAAUAUGUUUAAAGGGAAACAAAAAAUCCUAAUACACGUUGUCCUCUGAGGUUGACCCGUUUUUCCUCUGGAGGUGGCAGGAGAGGGGAGCCAUUCCUGCUUCCAUCUGGCAGAAUUGGUCUCCAGUGCAGGCGAUGGCUGGGUGAGGGCAGGAGCUGAUGUGUGGGAUGGGAGGUAGGUGCAGGUGCCUGGGGAACGCUCCGGUGUCUGCAGUUCUGUGCUGGAGCAGCUUUUGUGGUCCGGCAGCCUGAGCCCUGGGUCACGUCGUGCUCCCACAGCAGGUGCCAGGGAGGCUCCGCCUGGGCACAGCUUUCUUGAGGAGGAGACCUGGUUUGUAGGAUCCGGGCCUGAAAUUUUCUCUUGCACCAGUAUUGGCUGGAGUGAGGUAGAUACCAAGGCUUAGAAACCAGGCUUGGGUGUAAGCUGCAGCCUCUGCAUUGCUGUUCCGGUUGCUUGGGGGCAGCAGGGAUGGAGGGUGGAGAUUUUUAAGUAGCUGUUGUUUUUAAACUAGAAGUUCAGUCUUUGGACGUGGGUCCUGGUUUUCUCUUGGAUUCUUUCCUUGUUGUUGGUUUGUUGUUUGUUUGGGGUUUGGUUUUUUGUUUUACUUUAAACCAGGCUGCUACAUCCCAGACUAGAGUAAAAGUUUACCUCUGGCAGGAAGGGGGAGUUUGUUUUGUUUUCCUUUCUGUCUUUAACUUCCCUCCUUCUCCCCCUUCUUUGUUUUUAUUUCAUUGGGUCUCUUGUUUAUCCCAAAGUGGACCAACAGCACAAGCCACUGAACUGUGUUUUGCUGAGCAAGGAGCUGGUUUCAGUGCUGAGCGACUCUUGUUGCACGCUCCUCAGUUCUCUGGGUUUGGUGCACAUGAUUUAAGAAGAUACGAGAGAAAAGCCACGAAAUCUGUUGUUCUUGUGAUGAUCAAGCAAGAACCUUCUCUGCCUGCAGGUUUCUAACUGGUGUGUGAGUGCUAAUCAUGCAUUUCACUGCACCUCCUUGUUUUGAGAGGAGCAUCAUGUUUCGUGUGAACCAGUUCUUGGAUGAAGAGGUGACACCCAAGACCCGGUUGGGUAAAGAGGUUGGUGAGAUCCAGAGCUCAGCUCAGUGGGAAGCAGCUCUUCUCACCGGGUGAGAGGCUCAGAAAUGAAAUGUUCAGAAAGAAUUGUUUUAGCUGGAGGUUUUGCAGGAUCCUGUUCAAAAAGAGGGGAAACAAAAUCAUCUCGAAUUCAGAAACAAGAAACCAACAUAUUUAAACGCAAGCAGAAUGGCAUUGUGUAAGGUACAACCACAAAUAAGCUAUUCUCAUAGUUGCAAACUGUGUGUAUCCUUUGGUUUGUUUUUCAUAAGGAAAUGGGAAUGCUUUCCCCACUGACAAAGCUAAAGGACAAUAUUUCCAAUACCAGCCUGUCUAUGGAUGCUCUUGUGUUUACAAAUUGUGUAUAAUUUUAUUUCUUUGAUCUUCAUUUUUUGGUUGGUUUUGGUUUUUUUGCAUAUUCUUUCAGGUCAUUUGCUUCAGUAAUAAAUGCAACCGUUUGUUUUCAAAGAGUUGGGUUUCACCUUCUCAUGUGUUUGUACCUUGUACAUAGUUCUUCAGUAUUAGAGGGAGGCUAUUGUUUGUCAUAUUUACAAUAUGUGGUGGUGCUCAUUUGAGGAAAUAAAAUUUUCAAGUACUAAA
This is a messenger RNA of Pezoporus occidentalis (night parrot), 5860 nucleotides long. It is a transcript of the gene YPEL2, whose product is annotated as yippee like 2. The record is from RefSeq and is a predicted model, not a curated record. NCBI's taxonomy places the organism in Eukaryota, Metazoa, Chordata, Aves, Psittaciformes, Psittacidae. The transcript is spliced from 5 exons. The coding region runs from base 299 to 658 and encodes 119 amino acids.